Molecule: messenger RNA, 1260 nt
Organism: Larimichthys crocea (large yellow croaker)
Lineage: Eukaryota; Metazoa; Chordata; Actinopteri; Sciaenidae
Gene: psph
Product: phosphoserine phosphatase
Exons: 6
Coding region: 109-837 (242 amino acids)
Biological process (GO): L-serine biosynthetic process; dephosphorylation
Cellular component (GO): cytoplasm
Molecular function (GO): L-phosphoserine phosphatase activity; magnesium ion binding
Source: RefSeq, a predicted model, not a curated record
AUGGAACCGAGCCAGCGGGUAGUGGGCGGUCCUUCACCGGCUUCCCGCUGAUUGGCCGAGGCCAGGCAGCGCUUCCUUCCCUCGGUGAGCCCAUUGAAGGGUCGGCUAAUGUUGAAGCUGCUGUUAGUGCCUUACCAACGCUGCUCUUACCGCACAAUGGCAACACUUUCACAGACAAAGGAGCUCUUCCGGAGAGCAGAAGCCGUCUGUUUCGACGUGGACAGCACUGUCAUCAAAGAGGAAGGCAUAGAUGAACUGGCCAAAUUUUGUGGCGUGGGGGAUGCAGUCACUGAAAUGACUCGCAAAGCUAUGGGUGGCUCCAUGACGUUUAAAACAGCUUUGACUGAGCGUCUUUCCAUCAUCCGAUGUUCCCGGGAACAAGUGAACAAACUGAUAACAGACCACCCACCUCAGCUGACUCCAGGUAUCAGGGAGCUCGUGGAGCGUCUGCACGAGCGCAACAUAAAGGUGUUCCUCAUCUCAGGUGGCUUCCGCUGCAUCGUUGAACAUGUGGCCGCUCAGCUAAACAUUCCUCUGCAUCACGUCUAUGCCAACCGGCUCAAGUUCUACUUCAAUGGAGAGUAUGCUGGUUUUGAUGAGACUCAGCCCACAGCUGAGAGCGGUGGAAAAGGAAAGGUCAUCAGCAUGCUGAAGGAACAAUACGGCUUCAAGACUGUGGUGAUGAUCGGAGACGGAGCCACUGAUCUAGAGGCGUGUCCUCCUGCUAGUGCUUUCAUUGGAUUUGGAGGGAACGUCGUCAGGCAGCAGGUUAAGGAGAGGUCUUUGUGGUAUGUGACAAGUUUCGGGGAGCUGCUAAAGGAGCUGGAGAAGAUUUAAAGAUGCUAAACGAGUACUGUUACUAAUUUUAUAUUUGCACCUAAGGGUGUGUCACUUGAUGUUUUAUCCAGUGCACAAGUUUCCUUCAGACUCUUAAUAGAUUUUUAUUAUGAAUGAAGAUGUUUACAAUAGUGAGACCAAUCUUACCUUCAUGGGGAUUUUUCCCCCAUUUUAUACUAGAAUACACUAAACCAUUAACCAAACACUGUCUAUGUGGAGGUUACGAGGAUGAUCUUAGAUGUUUUUGCACUUUGUGCAUCAAGACCUUUAGGUAAGCUAAUAAAACUGAAUAUUAUGGCAUGUGCAAUGAGUGCUAAAAGUGUUUUUAAUUCUGUACGGAUACUGAGCUGUAAACAGACGAGUGUGGUGACUUCAGUCCUGUAAAGAAUACCAGCAUUAAACAUACGAACAUGUUGUCAAAGA